This is a messenger RNA of Penicillium arizonense, 483 nucleotides long. RefSeq lists its product as uncharacterized. Lineage: Eukaryota; Fungi; Ascomycota; Eurotiomycetes; Eurotiales; Aspergillaceae. The record is from RefSeq and is a predicted model, not a curated record. The transcript has 4 exons. The coding region runs from base 1 to 483 and encodes 160 amino acids.
AUGACCGUGCAUGUUAACGACAAUCCACAGGUUAUUGCCAAAGGCAGUUGCACGACUUGCAUCUUCUCAGGUGCCGCCGCUUCUGCCCUAGACGCCACAGAAGCUGGCAUUUGGGAAGAAGUCUUAGCGGCCCAUAUAGAUCUCGUGCAGGCAGCUAGAACACCUUCAGGGUUCACUAGCAGCAAGUACGGUCGUCUGCCAUACGCUUUUCCUGCAGCGCUGCGAUUCCAAGGAGAGGAUAGCCGUGAUGGUGGUAUUGCUGUGACCGAAAUGAUCCGCCAGCUACGUCAGGAGCUAGGAAAGGCAGUUCCUUGUGUCCCAUGCCGUGACGCUGGUAUGACUAAAGAAUGCUGCCCCACUACCCGUUUCGGAACCUGCGACCACUGCGACCACUUCGACCACUUCGAUAUCUCCGCCUGGACCUACCGCCCUAGCCAGGCCAAUGAUAACGAGGAAGAGGAUGAGACUAAGAAUGAGACAUAG